AAAAGAGCCACACUACGUUACUUCGCCGAACUGUUGAUAACGAAAGGAGAAAGCAACGCUUGAUGAUAUGUGACUCUGGUCUCCGAAACUAACUAACCUAAUUCUCACAACAAAGACAGAAAUGGACCAUCAAGACAAUCAGAUUUUCGGAAAGAACCAAACAAUCGAUCAGGAAAGUAUACUACCUUUGGGAAUUAGUGGAAUAGCCCUGAGUCAUCAAGUAUUGAUGCACGACAGAGAUGUGCGUUUGGCUUCCAAACACGAAAUUGAGAUCAAGCAAUUGAAGCGAAGUCUACAAGAAAAGGACAAAGAAAUAGAAGACCUUCAACAGAAGCUGAAAGAAGUCAAUGAGAAAAACAACGAUCUUCAAAUCAAACUGAACACAAAAGACAGGGAGGUCGAACAACUAAAGCAGAGAAUCCAAACGCUCGAAGAUGAGAAGAAGGACCUACAAGAUGAGUUGUCACGAGUUGAGACUAAACUGAAAAGGCUAGAAAACGAAGUAAAAACACUAAACAAGUCUUCAAGGUCACACGAAGAAGAGAACAAAAAGCUUAAAGAGGAUUUACAAAGAGUUGAGUACAGCCUGAAGACUACAGAGACAAAAUUGACAACAGAGAAUGAAAAGCUUAAGAAAGAAGUGAAGCAGCUCAAAGAAACCCAAGUUAUGCCAAUGCUUGAACCACCACGAGUUCCUCUUCCACCGACAUUUCAGAGUAUGGCUUUGUUGCAUUUUGGAGAAUUAUGUUGGCAAAUUCAGGGAAAAAUGUACAAAAAGGUCUUGCCAAAGCACUAUGUUCCCGUGCGUAGCUACAAAGUGAAGAAUAUCGACAAAGAUGUAAAGAAACUUGCUCAAACAGACGAAGAAAGAAACGCCGCAAAAGAACGAUGGAAAGUCUUAAAAUCCAAGUUAAACUGGAGUGAGGAAUUAGAGGAAGCUAUAAAAUCACUACAAGAUUCGAGAAAUAUCGAAGCCCAUCCAAGAAUAAGCGAGUCUUCGCUUCUUGAUUUUGCUAAAGUUUUAGAAAAAGAUGGAAUCUUAAAGGGAUGGCUUUCCCUUGAACGAGUGAGCGAGCUUAUAGAAAUCUGGAAACGUCUGAAAUGUGAAGAGGAAUGGGGAAUUAGUGGAAUAGCCCUGAGUCAUCAAGUAUUGAUGCACGACAGAGAUGUGCGUUUGGCUUCCAAACACGAAAUUGAGAUCAAGCAAUUGAAGCGAAGUCUACAAGAAAAGGACAAAGAAAUAGAAGACCUUCAACAAAAGCUGAAAGAAGUCAAUGAGAAAAACCACGAUCUUCUAAUCAAACUGAACACAAAAGACAGGGAGGUCGAACAACUAAAGCAGAGAAUCCAAGCGCUUGAAGAUGAGAAGAAGGACCUCGAAGAUGAGUUGUCACGAGUUGAGACUAAACUGAAAAGGCUAGAAAACGAAGUAAAAACACUAAACAAGUCUUCAAGGUCACACGAGGAAGAGAACCAAAAGCUUAAAGAGGAUUUACAAAAAGUUGAGUACAGCCUGAAGACUACACAGGCAAAAUUGACAACAGAGAAUGAAAAGCUUAAGAAAGAAGUGAAGCAGCUCAAAGAAACCCACGUUUUGCCAAUGCUUGAACCACCGCGAGUUCCUCUUCCACCUACAAUUCAGAGUAGGGCUUUGUUGCAUUUUGGAGAAUUGUGUUGUCAAAUUCAGGGCAAAAUGUACAAAAAGGUCUUGCCAAAGCACUAUGUUGCCGUGCGUAGCUACAAGGUGAAGAAUAUUGAGAAAGAUGUAAAGAAACUUGCUCAAACAGACGAAGAAAGAACCAUCGCAAAAGAACGAUGGGAAGUCUUAAAAUCCAAGUUAAACUGGAGUGAGGAAUUAGAGGAAGCCAUAAAAUCACUACAAGAUUCAAGAAAUGUAGAAGCACAUCCAAGAAUAAGCGAGUCUUCGCUUCAUGAAUAUGCUACAGUUUUAGAAGAAGAUGGAAUCUUGAAGGGAUGGCUUUCCCUUGAACGAGUGAACGAGCUUAUAGAAAUCUGGAAACGUUUGAAAUGUGAAGAGGAAUGAUAAUUGCAGUAACUAGUAAGUCUUUUGCCACAAUUUUGGUUAUUUUUUUAGAACAUUGGUACAAGCCAUAAAGCAUGUCGUCAGCAGUCGAGAAUUGUACUUCAUAACUUGCAUGCAAGAAUUGCACUUUGUAACCUGCAUGAUCUUGUUAGAACAUAAUCUUGUGAACUGAAAUCUUUAUCGUUUAUUCGGAAUAACUCGUUAUAAAAAUCCGAUGAUGAACGAUUUGCUCAAAAUAAUAUUGGACACUAAACACUGGGACUGAACCAGAGACAGUCAUAAUCAUUGCAUAAUUCUGAAAGCUUUAACCAGGUUCAAUAUAUUACAUUUAUUGAGAUAGUAAGUCACUUAAGAGGGCCUGGUAAAGCCUCUUUAGUGUCUGUGCUUAUUAUCAUUAUUACAAAAUCUACAUAGAUAUAUAGUUCUUAUUUUUGGCCAUUUGAUUACUUUACAAGAUGAUGUAUAUACUGCAUUUCGUGAUGUAAUUACACAAUUGAACGUUAUUAUUAUACAAAAAUAGAGUACAAAUGUAGUAAAUACGACAAUUAAUGCAUGAUAAGAUUUUGAGAUGCACAUCAAGAAACUAAGCUAAUAAAAUAAGUAAAACAAAAUUAUUAUACAGGCUCGUCUGUGUAUAGCUUCGCCACCCAAAUGUGGACUCUGAAACGUAACUGCUAGAAGGCGCCAAAUUGAAAAAUUCGACACGACGUAUAGCGUUUUUGUUUUGGCAGUAUUGGCAGGAAUAAAUGGGUGCCAUACCUUGCCAAAUAAAUAUCACACAAGAAGGAAAGAUUUCAUUUGCAGGAAAUGAUCCCGACAAGAAAAAGUCUUAAAUUUCACUAUUUCUAAAAACAUUUUUAUUGUUAAUGUAAUGCAGUUUAAAUGCAURACUUUUGCAAAGAAACUUUAGAUAUGCAUGACACAUUAAAAGAUAAAUUGCAUGUUUGAUGUAUUUGCUGAASAGUUUCACCACAAGGAAUUUCUAUGUUAUAGAAACAAGCAUCAAUAUAUUUUUUGUAGUUACAUUGCAAAUUUUACAUACAAAAUGUAUACACAUUCAGAAAAGUAUUAAAGCCACAAAUCAUUAAGUUGGUACGUGUCUCGAUGUUUGUUAGAAAAUAAACACUUAGUCUUAAUUUUAAUUGAGUCUCCUCGUGUACCUUCUUUGUCUUCGCACUACUCUUCUUCUUCUUCUCGUUGUUUUCGCUCACCUUCGCUUCCUCGAGCAAAUAUGAAUCAUGCAAACAUUAUCCUGGCAAAUUACAAUCGUCUCCAUUAAUCGUUCCCAAAGUACUUUUGAGAGGUAGUCAUGCAUUUGCAUCGAAGUGAGAAGACCGUUGAGGUU
Exaiptasia diaphana is the source of this 3389-nucleotide messenger RNA. Its product is annotated as myosin-3. Bases 122 to 2044 code for a protein of 640 amino acids. NCBI's taxonomy places the organism in Eukaryota, Metazoa, Cnidaria, Anthozoa, Actiniaria, Aiptasiidae. The record is from RefSeq and is a predicted model, not a curated record. The transcript is spliced from 2 exons.